AUAGAAGUUAAAUUCAUUCAAAUUAUAGUCAUAUCGGUUUUCGUUGGCAAAAUAAAUAAUUUUCUGCCAUGGUGAAUGUUAUGAAAGGUGUCCUAGUUGAAUGUGAUCCCGCUAUGAAACAAUUCCUUCUGCACCUGGAUGAAACGCAAUCACUAGGAAAAAAGUUUAUCAUUCAAGACCUAGACGAAAAGCACCUGUUUAUAUCAGUUGAAAUCGUCGAAGUUCUUCAAGCUCGCGUGGACGAUUUGAUGGACCGCAUUAGUUUCCCACUGCACGAGAAGGAAGCUUAA
Messenger RNA from Anopheles nili, 290 nucleotides. RefSeq names its product general transcription factor IIH subunit 5 (gene Tfb5). The record is from RefSeq and is a predicted model, not a curated record. Gene Ontology annotation, biological process: transcription initiation at RNA polymerase II promoter; nucleotide-excision repair, preincision complex assembly; nucleotide-excision repair. Bases 69 to 290 code for a protein of 73 amino acids. Gene Ontology annotation, cellular component: transcription factor TFIIH holo complex; transcription factor TFIIH core complex. The transcript is spliced from 2 exons. NCBI's taxonomy places the organism in Eukaryota, Metazoa, Arthropoda, Insecta, Diptera, Culicidae.